UACAUGCAGAAGGAAAAGAUGAAGAACAUGUUUCUUCUGCUCAUAUUAGCAAUGAUGCCACCUUCUGCAUUGUCAGGCCCCAGGAUGAAGCGGCAGACUGAUGUCUGGGGAGCCUGGGGGGAAUGGGGCGAGUGCAGUCGGAGCUGUGGUGGGGGAGUCAGUUUUCGGCAACGGCGCUGCUAUUCCCAAAGGACUGAAGGCAGUUCUGGUUGCAGUGGACCAACUCAAAGCUACCGCUCAUGCAAUAUUCAGAGCUGCCCAGAAGGCUCCCGAGAUUUUCGGGCAGAGCAAUGUGCAGAGUUUGAUGGGACAGAAUUCCAAGGAAAGAAAUACAAGUGGCUCCCAUAUUAUGGAGCACCCAAUAAGUGUGAGUUGAACUGUAUUCCCAAGGGAGAAAACUUUUACUACAGGCACAAGGAAGCAGUGGUAGAUGGGACUACAUGUGAACCUGGCAAGCGGGACAUCUGUGUAGAAGGAGUCUGUCAGGCCGUUGGCUGUGAUAACAUGCUGGACUCUGCCAAGAAGGAGGACAAGUGCCUGCAGUGUGGAGGAGAUGGCAGUACCUGCUACGGAGUGAAAGGCAAUUUUGAUGUAGCCAACCUCCCCAAAGGCUACAAUCAGAUCUUCAUCAUCCCCAUGGGAGCCACCAGCAUCCACAUUAAGGAGGUUAUGCCUAGCAGAAACUUUCUGGCUGUCAAGAACGUGCGAGGGGAGUAUUAUCUGAAUGGGCAUUGGACAAUCGGCUUCAGCCAAGCGCUGCACAUAGCAAGCACAGUAAUGCACUAUGAUCGUGGCUCAGAAGGUGAUCUGGCCCCAGAGCUCCUCCAUGCCAGGGGCCCCACCACGGAACCGUUAGUCAUUGAGCUCAUCAGUCAGGAGCCAAACCCAGGGAUACAGUAUGAAUACUACCUUCCAGUGCAAGAACAGAGCUCAGGUUACAGCUGGAGCUACAGUUCCUGGAGUGAGUGCAGCUCUGAAUGUGGAGGAGGUUUUCAGUCACGCUUGGUAUUUUGCACCAUAGACAACGAAAUUUAUCCCAACUAUAUGUGCAGGAAUAAACCACAACCAGAGAAUAACCGGACAUGCGGCCAUCAGGCUUGUCCCCAGACAAAACGGUGGAAAACAGGGGAAUGGGGAUCCUGCUCAGCUACCUGUGGUGGAGGCACCCAGACCCGCUCUGUCUACUGUGUGGCCUACGAUGGUCAGAGCUCCCAAGGGGUGGUGGAUAAUGCCGAGUGCAUGGCCUUUGCACAGCAGCCUCGCAGCAGUCAGCCCUGCAACGUGAGGCAGUGUGCAACCUGGAACACAGGGCCCUGGUCGGAGUGCUCAGCCAGCUGUGGGGAAGGUGUCCAGACCCGAACUGUCACCUGCAGAAUGCAGCAGGGCUCUUGGGCUCAGGACUUGGCUUGCCUGAUGGAGCCAAAGCCAUCAACCACCCAGCCCUGCCUUCGGGAGAACUGCAUCCAGGAAAUUGGCUGGCACGUUGGAGAUUGGGGCCUGUGUUCAAAAAGCUGUGAUUCAGGCAUCCGGACACGCCAAGUCAUCUGUGCUGACGGCGACUCCAAAUUCUACAGUCCUGAGACGUGCAAAGCCAUCCAGCCGCAGAAACCAGCCACACUGGGUAACUGCAACAUGCAGCCCUGCUACCUGCCACAGCAGGUCCCCAGUAUGCAGGACACUAUGGGAUAUGAUGUUACCCGCCAGUCCUUGCUGACACGUUACAACCCAAACAGCCCUGCCACAGAUUCUGGUGAUGAAAGGAUGCUCACUGGGAGCUCCAUGGUCCAUAGUGGCUCUGGGAAUCACCACAUUCAGUCUACCAAAGACCGUGGCACAAACUUCUUGCCUGUUCGCUGGGAAUCCCAGUCACGCUCAUCAAGUUCCCGACAGCUCAGCUUCCCUCAGGACCUCGUUGCAGGGACUGUCUCUCAGGACUGCUAUCGGAGCCCCCAUGGCUGCUGUCCAGAUGGGCACACUCCAGCUUCAGGUCCUUUGGGGAGAGGUUGCCCCUUUGGCACCUGUCAACAAAGCAGGUAUGGAUGCUGUCCUGAUGGAAUAUCAUCUGCCCAGGGCCCAAACAACAUGGGGUGCCCACGAUAUUACAGUGACGUUCGAGUGAACAGAAGUCAGCCCACUGCAGACUCUUCAACAGCAAGCCAAGCCUUGUCCCAGCAGCACUCCUCAGGUGAAUGCCGCAGUUCGAUGUACGGCUGCUGUUUUGACAACAUUGCUUCAGCUUCAGGCCCUCAAGGGGAAGGAUGUCUCAAUAGGCCCAGCUAUCCCUUUCCUGUCGUAUGCCUGCUGCCCAGUGCCCAUGGCCCCUGCACAGACUGGACCACUCGGUGGUACUUUGUGGCUGUUGUUGGCAAGUGCAACCGGUUCUGGUACGGCGGCUGUCAUGGCAACGGGAACAGCUUUGCCUCGGAGGAGGAGUGCAUGAGGACGUGCCAGGACCGUGCGGGAGUCAGUCCCCUGCAGCACCAGCACGCUGAUUCCCGCACUCGCACAGGGGAUGCUCAGGGCCAGCAGCAGCCAUCCCUGAGAGAGUCUGCAAGCAACAGCCCAGAAGGAAGAGCCUAUGGGGCUUCGCACCCCACACGAGACAGCCACAGGGGGGACAGCUGGAGAAGUGAUGUGCUGCCAGAGUUUUUGCCAAGGGCUGGCGUGCUGGACAGCCAGCGCUGGGGUGCCCAGCACGUUGAGGGUGGCGGAGAAAGGAGGCUGGGCCACCUGAGCCAGGAAACAACAGAGUCCGAGCGCUCAGGGAGGCAGAGCGGCGGUGGCCAGCAAGCACCGCCCCGUGAAGGCGAGCAGCAGCCUAAGGCAUCCCCAGAUUCCUUCCCAGCGCGAACUCUGCACAGAGCCAUGCUGGAGGAAGGCAGGCCCUCUCUUGUGACAGCAGUUGUGGGACAAAACAUCCAGCUGUUCUGCAAGACAGGCACGUUCCCCUUCUCCAGAGUGGAGUGGAUGAAGGAUGGGCGGCCGGUCUCCUCCGACAGGCACACCUAUCAGUCUGACAGCUCCUUGGUGAUCAGCCACAUCAAGUUGGAGGACACAGGGACUUACACGUGCCUCAUUUCCAACGGGAGGAUGGAGAGACGACAGAUUCAGUUACAGAUCAUAGAGUACCAGGGCGCUGUUCUGGCAGAGAGUGAGAGAGGUCAAGUCAUUCACAAGGAAAAUGAGCAACAUCGAGAGCGAUCCAGAGGCAGUAAAAUUGUACAGGGAGCCAGUUCCUCUGUGCAUCAACAAUUCACGUACAGAUUGCUGAUGGAUAAGAGCGAGCCCGCGGUGGUGGAGGCCGGUGUCGGGGAGAGAGUCAGACUGCCCUGCACGGUGGAAGCAUCGCCCAGUCUCACCAUUGAGUGGCAGAAGGAUGGGCAGCCCCUCUCCUCUCCCAGGCACAGGCAGCAGUCAGACGGGGCCCUGGUGAUCAGCCGGGUCAGCCCUGAAGACAUGGGCUUCUUCACCUGUGUCGCCUCAAAUGGACGUGACCAGGACCAGCGCCAGGUCUUGUUCCGACCUCUAGGAGAGCUGAAGAUCACCGGUCUUCUACCAAGCAUCACAGUAGCUGAGGGAGAGACUGCCCAACUUCACUGCACAGUGACUGGCAGCAAUGUGAAUAUACGGUGGUCAAGGAAUGGCGUCCCAAUGCGGGCAGAUGGCCACCACAUACACCUGUCCCGCGAUGGAAGCCUGAUCAUAAGCAACGUUCAAGAGGCUGACGAGGGAUCCUACACAUGCAGCGCUUACAGCAGCAGCAACUCUGUCAGUGCCAGCACGGAGGUGAAAGUGAGAAGGAGCAGCAGGCCUAGUGCAGCUGUGAAUCAUGUUGCGGACCUGAGCAGAGAGUGCGUGGACCAGCCACACCUCGCCAACUGUGAUCUGAUCCUGCAGGCCCAGCUCUGCAGUAACGAAUACUACUCCAGCUUCUGCUGCUCCAGCUGUUCCCGUUACCAACCACAGGCCAGCCCUCCUCAUCGCCAUGGUUGACAGACACCUCCGAGGCUAUGUGAAAGUACAGGUGACUGAUAACAAGACAGGAGCUCUGUCCUUUUACUGCCUAAAACCGUUUUGGGGAGCUCUGUUCUGCUUGAAAGCUUAAGAGGGUGAAUUUAACACUGUAGUGGGUGCAACUGCUCAAGGGUGGGAGAACCACCACCCUCAAGUGUAUCGCAAACUUCUUCCCCCCCCCCCCCAUACGGCUUGCAAUAGCUAAUCCAUCUCUUCACUUAACAAUAGCUGCUGUUACUCACAGAGCGAGAUGACACUGGGAACGUACAGACUCUGUGACUUUACAGGAGGCAGAUAACUAGCAUGAAAGAGGGAGAGACCAGUUGUUCACAUAAGCAAUCUUUGAAGUGUUCAAAGAUGGGCCUGAAAUGUCUUAACUAAAGCACAAAUCAGUGAGGAACAUUUGUAAUCCUGGGGAGCAGUUUCUACCUAAAUGCAGAAGACUCUGGACAUGUAAAAUUAGUUUUUGAGUUCUGUAGGGUUACUAAGAAUGCAUCUAUAAUGUCACAUAUUGUAGCUGUUUUGUUCUAGUACCUCUUAGAGAAAUUCCUGGUUGGGUCAGUUUGGCUCUACGUGAAUGUAACCCGCUUUGGAGUGAAAUGCAGAAGCCGCGUUUCACAAAAAACCUAAGACAAAAGAGAAAGAAUACUUUAGCCCUUUCUAAAUGGUAGGGAUAAUUUUGAUGAAUGUAACACUACUAUCUGUUCUGCUGUAGUUUACAUAUCACUAUCUCUAGGAAGGCUUUUUUUCUUUUAGAAGCCAGAACCGUUCUGUCAAACACGAUAGAGAUGGGCGCUGUGGUAGCCUCAUGCUGGGCUGGUGCUUGGAAAGGACAACAUGAUUCAGGGGCCAUUGGCUGCCCAGAGUAAACCUCCCGGUGAUCUGCUCCAGUCUCAGGUAGCUCCAGGAGCGCCAGGCUCUGCGCGUGGCCUGGGCUGAUGCCUGCUGUUACGAGCUAGCAGACGAGGGCUUCCGGAUGUAGAGCAGCCGUAGCUGAAAGGCAGCCGGCAUUUCCAGACCAACACUGGGUGACAGCUAGCAUGUAGACGUGGGUCUGAAAGAUACAUUCUCAGUAUUAAGGUGACGUGAUAUAAUUUGUUGAGCCAAGGAAGGCCCAUGGUGUCUUCAGCAUUUCACAAUGGAAUUGUAACUUAGGAGCAAAUGCAUUUUUUUGCAGCCUCGGUAGCAUUGUUUUGCCCUCACAUUAUUAGUCUUAGCGUUUCCUCCUUCCUCACUCCAAACUCCUGAGGCUUGGAUGGGUUAAUCAUACCAAUUAGCACCAUCAUCUAUUUAGUCUAUGUCUAGGUGUAUCUAAAACUAGUACACUGAUACAUACGAGUGGGUUUGGAGGGCUUGGAGGAGGGUUGGCUCUCUUCCCUCCCCCCCAUUUCCUUUAAUUUAAAGCUCGUAAGGAAGGAGUCUAAUUCUGGACUAUGAUCACACCGCUCUCUUCUCCUUCAGCCCAGAAUCAGCACUCAGGGCAGCAGUGAUACAGAGGUGUAAAUCCCCAGGCUUGACAACCUAAAGCCGGUCUGGAAUCUAAAUCCAGUAAAUCAGUUCAGCUGCAUCUAAAAAUAAGAAUUACUAACCUGAUGAUUGCGCUCUUUUCAGCACAGGUAUCUCUUCAGGAUUGGACACCAUACUUUAAGAUGUGACCACACUAAAAAAAAAAAAGUCUAGAAGCAAUCCUGUAAAGGAGUGAGAGGGGACAGAUUUUUUCAAAGCAAGAAUUUUUUUUGAGAGGUCAGUGAUAAAGUCUGCUUGCUGGAAGGCAGAAAGUCUUCCUUUCCAGUGAAGAUCAAUUAAUUUGGUUAUUAGGAAAAUAAGCUGCAACUCACAGGAUGGGUUACAUUGUGAGUUUGUGACGUUGCCAUUAUUUAAUGAGAUAGUCCUGAAAUCAAUUCUACUUGCAUAUGAUGUUCAUAAAUUUGCAUUUAACAUUUCAAAACAGCAAUUUUUUUGUUUUCUUUAUAGAAUAUUUGACUCACUCUCUAGUAUGACAUGACCUUCUGAGACAACUGCUGUAAUAAAAACCUUUGUAUUUACAGUCUUAGUGAAACAGGGCUGAGACCACUGAGCUCAUGCGACCCUUCCCAAGAGUGGGGCUAGAGGUAGAUUACAGCUGUAUUUACCCCUCCGCCUUCCCCCCCAACACCCAUUUACUUUACCUGAACAUGAGCAGUCAUUUCUGAGCUUCCCUUCCUACUUUGUCAGAGGCUUUUUUAAAGUAAGAUUUAAAUAGUAUGCGCACAUUCAGCUUUCAGUUAAGCUGCAGAGUUAGUUACAGACAUAGAGGCAGGGAGCUCUUUCUCCAGACUUCUGAGCACUCUAAUGGCCACCUGCAGUCUGGUGGACUGGACUCUAAUUUCAUGAUGAAGGGGUUUUGGUUAAGUAAGUGAGCAUUUAUUCUCUAACUUUCUGUUGAGUAUCUAUGGUAAUAAGGAUUGUGUUUGAAGGCAUGCAGUUCACUGUACAUGCCACUGCUGUAAUAGUUAAAUAAAAGGUCUUUUCCUUUAUUUUUUUUUUAUUUUUUUUCCCUCCCUGUUUGGCAAGCUGAGAUUUUUGCCUCUCUGUAAUGUCACUAACUGCCUAACUGGCUGUUUAUUUUUUUUGAUUUGUGUAUCAGACUGUUACUUUCCUUCCCUAAACAAUGGUUUGUAGGAAGAACAUAUUUCCCUUGCUGUUGUCGUCAGGCAGGGAAAAGGUGUAGAUAUACUGGACUAUUUUUUGGAUGGUCUUUGGGCACUGCUGUGAAAGACUUUGGGGCAGGGGGGGAGAAGAAAACAAACAAUAUAUAGCUUUCUGUAGUCUUAUAUAUGUCAGCUCUCCACGCAUGUAUGACUACAACUAGAUGUUUGCUUUUCAAAAGCUGAAAAAGCAUCAGUACUACCUCAAAUACCACCAGGAGUACCGGGCAUUACUAGUCGUGCCGCUGAAGACGGGGAUGCUUAACGCAAGAGCCGAUACAGCAGCAAGCCCCAGCUCUCCCGACCACGUCACUGGCUGUCAUUGCACUUGCCUGGAGACAGGCACUGCUGGCAAGCUCGUAAGGAAGGAAGCGUUUCUAAAGGGAAGGCUCAGAAAUGGUCCCCUCGCUCCCGUUAACCCCAUGUAACUAUUCACUCCCCUCUCAGGAGAGGUCUGGCUUUUCUCUAUACCUAAACAGUUUGGUGCACAUAGGAAUGCAGCGUGAUGCAGCCACAGCAAUAGGGUAGGUGCAGCAGGUUACUGAGCGAACUGAAAGGAGGGAAAACACACCGCCUGCUCACGUGGCUAUUAGGAUCUUCUUCACUCCUUUUAAUACCAGGAGAAAGAAAAGCAAAAGGAGCUUUCUUCUUCCCCUGUUUGAACGUUAGUGGCUUUGUGGUUUUUCUCCAAGUAAAUAUUCAGCACUAGAAACUUCAGCAAUGCAAACCAGAACCUAGUGGUUUCCGUCAGCCCCACCUUUUUGGAGCUUUAAAUAGCACGGAUAACUGCAAGUUAGAACUUUAAGACCUAGGUAAUGUAAUAUGGCUUACAAAAAGAAAGAGAGCCAUUAAAAUAUCAUUGCUAAGCUUCUAGGCUGGCAUGCAGUUUGUCUUUAUUCACCUAAAAACUCAAAAGGACCAAUCCUGAAAACCAAAUGGGGAAAAAUAAAGCUUUCACAGACAGUGCUUCUACCACCAACAUUUAUUUCUGUUAAAGCAGAUUAUAAAUCAUCAGUACAAAUAUAUAUAUAACUUACAUUUGCUUGUAAGGCCAAAGUUUAAAAGUAAAGUUAAAAAUGAGAUGGAUUUCACAAGUCACCAGAGGCAGAACCUGGACCAGCUGCAACCUUAACCACAAGGUUUCACAAAUCAGUGGGGGAAAAAAUUAAAAUCCUCUAAGAGCUAUUGACAGACAAACAUAAAAUGGGUUCCUAGGUAGCCCCAGGUUGUAGAUAUGAUUACAUUAAGUUGUCACAGUAGUGUUUGUUAGAACCAAUAGAUUAAGACAAGGAAACUGCAGUGAUACAUGAAAGAAAAUAAACAUACUAUAUAUAAUAUGUAGCUUGAUUCCAAUAAAAAACAGUAGAUUUUUUCCCCAUGGGUUUCAAACCAUGACAAUACUGUCCUUUAAUUUUCUUUAUUUAAAACUACGAUAUAAUGACUUACUGGUUGUGAUUGUUGUUGCAAUAUGCUACUUACAAUGAACAGAUACAAGAACAAGCUAGGGCCCCUUUCUUCCCUCCCCCCGCCCCCAAAAUAUUACUUACAAUAAGAAUCAAUGAUAAAGCAAUCUUAUGUACAAUUUCUUACAUCCAACCCCCCCCUUUUUUUAACCUUUGGCAAGAUUACUUACAACUCAUACAGCUUUUAAUAUCCAACUAUUUAAAAUAUUCUAAACGCAUAAAAAUAAAGAUUUUGGCUUUACUUUAUUCUUUAUAUAUAAUAUUCACUUUAUUACUCAAAAUGGAAGCUCAACUUUUUCCACAAACCUAGCUUUUGCUAAGCAGGUGACAAUCUCCCACCCCUACUCCACCCCCCCCUCCCCCACACACACCUCUUUCCCGGGGGCAAGGAGCCGAGGUGGGGGGCAAAGUCCAGCGCUCACGGGGCAUCAGAAGGAUACAGGUACAGCACUUGUCUUCCUCUCUGUGAGAUCAUUGAUGUUUCUGCAGAACAGGCUUCAGGACUGGUGCCCUUCUUGGCUCUGUUUGACUUCCAGGAGGGAGAAGACUGCAGGCUGGGGUGGCUUCAGGUCUCCUCUUGAGAACGGUGCAUUAAAUUCUUUGUGUGUUUAUAUCGUCUCCAUGAUUGUUCCUUCUUCCUAACCCAUUUUCAUUUGAAGGGACUUAUUUUUUUGGAUUAUCAAAGCAAACUGAUCAGAAACAGUCCCCUCUGCUCCCUUUAUCCCUCUAUACUAAUAUACAACUUACCCUCCCUUGCAGGACUGUUUAAAGUUCAAUCUCAAAUGUUUUCUGUAAAUCACUUGAGAAGGGGUUAGUUGGAGAGGGAUUAGUGCGUUGCUUCGCCUUGCUCUCCAGUGCUGCCCACUGUGCUUCAAAUGGGUCUACCUGUGGAGCAGCUGCAGGAGGCUGCGAAUGCUUGUCCUCUGCAGCCCAUUUGCCACCAUCCACUCCAUUGAAAGCUGCAGAACCGUUAUGCUGCGCAGGUGGCUUGAAGAAAGGGCUGGUUGUAGCACUGUUGGUUUCAUACUGCGGGAAUGUCUGCUGUUUAACAAGACUGGGCGACUGAUGGGCUGCUGGAGUGUGACUUGCAGUACCAAAGACAUUGGCCACCAUCUGGGAAGGCGUGAUGCCAACCACAGGUACACUUGGAGCUGCAUAGGUCAUCCCAUUCGCUACAGCGUAGGGCUGAGCUGGAAUAAAUGCUGGCUGCAUGGGCGGUACCACACCAACUGGCACAGGUUGAGGUGCAAUGAAGGUAUUCACUGGGAAAGCUGGUGCAGACUGGGAAGUUGCUGGAGGAGGUUGUAGAAGCGGCUGCGGGGCUGGCGUUGGCUGCUGUUGGGCUCUCACAGUCUUUGAGACCUCUUCCAACCAGCGGUCUGCCUCUGAGGGAGUACGUCUGUGAUUUCCCUGGAAGAGACUU
This is a messenger RNA of Rhea pennata, 9587 nucleotides long. It is a transcript of the gene PAPLN, whose product is annotated as papilin, proteoglycan like sulfated glycoprotein. The transcript has 27 exons. Gene Ontology annotation, cellular component: extracellular matrix. Gene Ontology annotation, biological process: extracellular matrix organization; proteolysis. Gene Ontology annotation, molecular function: serine-type endopeptidase inhibitor activity; metalloendopeptidase activity. NCBI's taxonomy places the organism in Eukaryota, Metazoa, Chordata, Aves, Rheiformes, Rheidae. The coding region runs from base 4 to 3993 and encodes 1329 amino acids. The record is from RefSeq and is a predicted model, not a curated record.